AUGGAUCUAGCCAACACGUUGAUCCGAAGUGUCGUGCGCGCCUUUUACGAAACCCGCCACAUCCUCGUGGUGGAUGCGCUCUUCAUCCAUUCAGUUCUCCAUGCAGAAGAUCUCGCCUUCCUCCUAGGGAUGCAGCAGAAAGACCUCCGGAAGCUAUGCGCCAAGCUGCGCGAGGACCGGCUAAUCGCAGUAAGCACGCGCGCCGAGAUCCGCGACGGAGCAACGCGCCCCGUCAACCGCGAAUACUACUACAUCCCACUGCACCCGGUCAUCGACGCGAUCAAGUACAAGGUCUCCCGGCUGACCUCGACGAUCAAGGCGCAAUACACGCCCAGCGAAGAGCGCAAGGAGUACAUCUGUCUGCGGUGUGGGUCGGAAUGGACGGAGCUGGACGUGCUCAGCCUCUACUCGGACGAAGGCUUUGAGUGCCAGAACUGCGGAGCGAUUCUGGAGCGUACGGAAGACGUCAAGGGCGCCGAGGGGAUCGACCGCACGGGACACGAAAAGAACAGCAAGCUGAUGGCGCAACUGGACUCCAUGCUUAAGCUGCUCAAGCAGAUCGACUCGGUCGAGAUUCCCCCGAACGACUUCGACACGGCCUGGGACCACAAGGUCGACGUCGUCCGUAACCAGGCCAUCCACCCGACCCGCGCUGCGGUCGUUGUGCCGAGCAAGCAGCAGGAGGCCGUGCGCGGCAACCUCAAGACCGAUUCGGCCGCGUUGGAGAUCUCUCUCACCUCGUCGGAGGAGAAGAGCGCCGCGGAACAGGCCGAAGAGGCCGCCCGCAAGGCGGCGGUGGAGAAGCAGAACGCACUGCCUGUGUGGCAUACGCAUUCGACUGUUUCCACCACGGCUGGUAAUGUCGGCGUGAAGACCGAAGCAGGUGUCGACAUCAAGCCGGAGAUCAAGGGAGAAGAAGACCAGAAGCCCACGUUGGACGCUCUGGACGACAAAGUCGCUGCGUACUAUGCCGAGAUGGAGCGAGAAAGGGCCCUACAGGCGCAGGAGGACGCAAGUAGUGCUGAUGAGGAUGAUUCCGACGAGUUCGACGAGGAGUUUGAGGAUGUGGGGGGCGUGUCUGCGAGCGACACUGCAUCUCCAGCCGUCACUGGCGGAGCUCCUGCCCAUGCGCCUACAUCAGCACCGUCAACUGGUAUCAAGCGGGAACUGGAUACAGACUCAGGUACCAGUGCACCUCAAACGGCAGCGGCUACGCCAUCUAAUGGGACGGACGAGCCCGCGGCGAAGAAGAUCAAAACAGAACCCGAAGUGAAGAAAGAGGAGUCUGAUGAGGACGACGAAGAGUUUGAAGAUGUCUGA
Molecule: messenger RNA, 1320 nt
Organism: Aspergillus terreus NIH2624
Lineage: Eukaryota; Fungi; Ascomycota; Eurotiomycetes; Eurotiales; Aspergillaceae
Product: putative transcription factor TFIIE complex alpha subunit
Exons: 3
Coding region: 1-1320 (439 amino acids)
Biological process (GO): transcription open complex formation at RNA polymerase II promoter; transcription initiation at RNA polymerase II promoter
Cellular component (GO): transcription factor TFIIE complex
Source: RefSeq, a predicted model, not a curated record